AUGCCUUUAAUAGCAUUUAAUUUAACUCUAACCCUCACCUUCGAUGAUGAAAAAAAUGUAAAACGGUCUGACGAUAAAUCAAAACGAACAGUAACAACGAGUCCAAAAAUAUGUAUUGUUGGUGCGGGACUAUCUGGACUGUUCUCGGCCCUUCUUUUGAAAGAGGCCGGUAUUAAAGAUGUAACUAUCCUUGAAUCUUCUGAUCGCGUUGGAGGACGUGUUUAUACUAAAUACUUUACUGCGGAUGCGAAUGAUGAUAAACGUUUAUAUGCUGAACUUGGAUCAAAUAGAUUUCCUAUUGUUGAGGGUCAUCCUGAACUUUCUCAACAUCAAUUAGUUUAUGAUACAAUUGCUCAUCUGAACGAUUACAAUAAAGUUAAUAAUCCAGAUAGUGUAAUGACUCUUACUCCAUUUUCAACUUUCGAUAAAAAUGCUUUAUAUUACUUUAAUGGAAAAAAAGAUGCAAAUGGCAGUAUAAUAACCAAAGGCAUCGCUUUUGGUGGUGCUAAACCUACUGCCUUAGGAUUUCCUGAUUCAGUCCCUGAUAAUUUUCUUGACAUGUGGGAUGAUGCAUUAGCUCCCUUUUUUGACUUACUUGAUAAAAAUUUCACAAAUGGAAUUGAAACUUUAAAACUUUAUGAUCAAUUUUCUGCUUAUGAUUAUCUAAAAGAUAUUUAUUUUCCAAGAAAAUUACCACAAUCUAUGGCUCCUUAUGAAGAAGUAAUGAAAGCGAUUGAAAUGAACGUUCUAGGAACUGGCAUUUUUAGUAGUUAUGGUUUCGUUGACCUUGCUCUUAAUGAAUAUGCUUUUGGCAGUCCUAACCUUAAUAUAAGCUGGAAAGUAAUUGUUACUGCUCCUUUGGGUAACGUUUAUCAUUGGGAAAUUCCUCAAGCAUUCACUUAUUAUAAAAAACGAGCAAUUCGAGAACUUACGUGCAUGAAUGCUGCAAGAGUAUUUCUUCAAUUCAAAUCUCGAUUCUGGGAAGAAUCUCCUCUUGUAACUGGUGCACCUAACACGAGUACCAAUCUUGGAAUUACCGGUGGCGCUUCUUCUACUGAUCUUCCUAUUAGAUUCGUUGUGUACCCUUCACAAUAUAAAGGUCUACCUACAAAUAGCUCUGCAAUUCUGUUAGCAUCUUACGUAUGGGACAGUAGUGCUACAAAAUUUAGUCCGUAUACAGACGAUGAAUAUUUCGAAGCCGUAUUAAAAAAUUUAGUAACACUUCAUGGUGAUAUAGCAAAAACAGAAUGGGUUUCAGGUUCUGAAAAUAAUAUAGCUUUUAAUUGGGCACAAUAUAAACAUUCUAUUGGUGGUGCCUUUGCUUUGUUCUCAGCUGGACAAAUUGAUGAUUUAUUAGGUGCUAUAAUGAGACCUGAAAUUUCUGUUCAUUUUGCUGGUGAACAUACUGAUAUACAAACUGGUUGGAUGGUUGGCGCUCUUAAUUCUGGAGUUAGAGUUGUUAAAGAGAUAUUACUAGCAAAUGGUAUGGAUAGUCAAUGGGCGACACUAAAAAAUUCGACAUUAUUAAAAUACUGGAAUGGACAACUUGAUUUUAAAGGCUACUUUUAA
Dentiscutata heterogama is the source of this 1569-nucleotide messenger RNA. Lineage: Eukaryota; Fungi; Glomeromycota; Glomeromycetes; Diversisporales; Gigasporaceae. The record is from the annotation of a GenBank genome assembly.